CUGUUCUGUUGUCAUCUGCAUCUGAUACAAGAUUGAAGUGAAGAUCUGGAUGUUCGCGUACUGUGGGUCUGUCAACGCCGUCGUUCGUUGUGUCAAGUUGUGAUCUGAUUGUUAUUGUUGUGUUCUUAUCAUGAAAAUAGUGGAUUUUAUUGCCUUGUUAUCCCAACUCAAUUAGUAACAGUAACGUAAAUGUUUCGUUGAAAUUCGUUGGUUUGUUCGGAGUGAGUGUUCAGCCUGAAAGGUGAAUUCUGGUUUCUACAACUAUCUUCUUUCAUGGGUCGAUUACAAGGAAUUUGCCUGAUAUUAAAUGCACCUAACAUGUUUACCAGUCAACAAAUCUUUAAAAAUUGACAUUUUUAUAACAAUAAUGAGAAAUGGGAUAUGGCGAAGGUUGUGUCAAAUAUGAGCUGUCAGUUAUCAAACCAGUUUACCCGGUCCUUAGAAAAAAUACUAGAAGAAGCACACCUAAGUGGAGAACUAAGACUAAGUGGAAGAAAGUUAAAAGAUUUUCCUAGAACUGGUGGAAAAUAUGAUCUCUCAGAUACAGUUAUUGCAGAUCUGUCCAAGAACCGAUUCUGGGAGUUGCCUGUGGAGGUGACCAAGUUCUGGUCGCUGGAGAAACUCCAGUGUUACCACAACGCGAUCCGUUCAGUGCCUGAGUCCGUUGUCUUCCUGCAGUCCCUCGUCUACCUGGAUCUCAGCCGAAAUCACCUGAGUAGCUUGCCAGCGGCUCUGUGUCAGCUGCCGCUGGAGAUCCUGCUGGUGUCCAACAAUAGACUGACAGCGUUGCCCGAGGACAUCGGCCGCUGCAAGAGCCUCAUGGAGUUUGAUGUUAGUUGUAACCAGAUCACACAUUUGCCUCCUCAGCUGGGACAGUUGUCGCGCCUGAGGGUCCUCAACGUGAGGAACAACCUCGUCUUAGAGUUACCCAUAGAAGUAACGUACCUGAAGCUAAUCCAAAUGGAUCUCAGUGAAAAUCGGAUAGCAACUCUACCGCUGGAACUGCGCAACAUGAGCUCCCUGGUCAGCCUAGAGCUCGCCCACAACCCCCUCGUCUCGCCCCCUGCCAGCAUUUGUGUGCGAGGGAGGAUACACGUUUUUAAGUACCUUGAGCUUCGGUCGGCGAAGGAGGACAAGGUGCGGUGGCGUGGUGAGGACAAGCGAGUGGGGCGCAAACUGAGCGAGCUGCGAGCCCGCCAACGACAGGAGCGGGAGAGGCGACACAAUGGUGGUACCUCUACUCCCUCCACCAUCAGCCCCGGAGACUCCAGCAUCAACAACUCUGACGAGACAUUGAAUGAGCUCGGGAAGAAGAGGUUAGAAAGGUCAAGUUCCGAGCGAGAAGUCAGUCGGCAGAACAGCUCCGAGAGUGGGAUAAAAUCUCUGUCCAGCUCAAGCCUGGGGUCGAGGUUCAGCAAGAGUGGUCAGUCUGUGAACGGGUUGGGCACGGCUCUGUCACCUGCUGUAGAGCCGACUCCUACUGGUAACGGCCUGGACAUGGACACAAGACCCUUCCAGCACGUCCAGUCCUACAAGGAAUACAAGGAAGCUCUACGGCAGCAGCGAGUCCAGGACAACGUGUACAAGAGCAGGCAGAGUUCUGACGAGCAUACUCCCUCGCCCCCUUCGUACAACAACAACCACAUCAACGAGGCUGACUCUAAGAGUGAUACGAGUCCAAGUCCCUGUCAGGAUAAGAGGCCAGUGCAGAAGGUCAUUCCCUCUCGUAACCUCAACUACACCCCUCCUCCUCCCCCGACCACACAAGACAGUUCUACGACGGUGAAUGGUUGCACUACGACGUACGUGAAGCCACCUGCGCCUCAGCUGUUGACAACAAGCCUGGGCUACGUGGGGAGCAACACGGCACCACCUCGACCGAUGGCCUGGAACCGCAACGUGCCGCCUGACAAGCUCAGCUUCACCAUGCGUCGGGAGUUCGAGAAAGCCAAGGAAGAGGCUGAGCUUAUACAGCAACUUCGAACGAAUAUUGAGACCAGACUGAAGAUGUCGCUGCCAGCGGACCUGGCCCCAGCUCUGAGUGACGGGGUGGUUUUGUGUCAUCUGGCAAACCACGUCAGGCCUCGCUCUGUCGCUAGCAUCCAUGUCCCCUCUCCUGCUGUUCCUAAACUGACAACACCGAGGUGCCGACGGAAUGUUGACAACUUUCUUGAGGCCUGUCGUAGGAUAGGAGUUGAAGAGGCGGCGCUGUGCGACCGCGAGCACAUCGUAGAGGGCGGGGGGAUGUUAGAGUUGUCCCGCACCGUGCGCUGCCUGUUACAAGUGGCUGAUGCGCCCCCGCCCACCCCCACCACCCUCUCCACCGCUCUCUGUGCUGCUCUCUUGCUCCUCACACUGCUCCUUCUGUACGUCUUCCCGCCGCCCGAUUGAGAUCAGUCAGAGAGAUGCCUUCAUCGAUUCCGAUUGUCCGCUAUUUUUACAUCAUAAGUAGAUGUAGAAGGUUUCAUCACUUCUCGAAUAUUGUUGAUCAAUGCACCAUUUGCUUCAAAAUGUACUCAGAUCUAAUAGACGGUAGUAAACCUUUAAUGUAGCGGACCAUAAAAAUGUUAGUUUCAGUUUCUGUGUUGGUAUUGAUUUAUAAAAUGUUAUUGUAAUUGUAAUCACAUUUAAUCACAGUAAUCACAAGCUGUAACAGUGUAAACUUCAUUGUUUGUUUAAUCUAUAACGAUUUUGAUUUUGUGAAUCAUUGUUAAAACAUUCCUUGUGCAUUUGUAGACGUUUUUUCAAGUCUGAUUUGGCAUUUUGAACAAAACUAUGUCUUUAUUAUGUAGUAUGUUUGUUUACAUAAGUUUUUGUGAUGUUAUAAUUAAAAAUUAUUGUUGGAACAAAUUUAAAGUUUCAAGUAUUCUUUAAUUUUUUAACUGUCACACAGAAUGCCUUUACUUUAUUUAGAGGCUAGUUUUGAUCAGAUAUAAUUAUCCACAAAUAUUUAUAGAAAGUAGAUAAUGUUCUUCAAACUUCUUAUUGUAUAAUGUUUGUUCAUGGAAAAAUAUUAAAUGAAAACAAUAAGAUUAAUUUUCAUGCUCAAGAUUUUUGAAAAGACCGAUUUUACACAGUCUUAAUAUAUUGCAAUAUAGUCAUUAUAGAUAUUCAUUAAUCAAUUUAGUAACUAGUAAAGACAUAAAAAUAUAAACUGGAUUUUUUUUUAUUGAUGUACUGAAUAAAUUAGUCAAAAGUGGGUUAGUGGGGGGAAGGUUGGAUAUAAUACUGUUAAUUAGAUUCCUGUUGUGUGUAUGACAGGGGUUCCCAAAAGUUGUGCACAGUGCAUCAUAAUUGUCUCACUUGGUUUUCACUAAAUAGGCUACUUAUUUUGGCAUGAGAUGCUAUUGCCUGUUGGGGUUGAAAUCACUUCAGCAGCUCAUGACAAAUAUAUUUUAUAGAUUGUUCCUUUUCAUUUGCCAAAAUCCAUGGAAAUCAACUUGUUUAAAUUUUGAAUGAACUAAAAUUAUCAGUUAUAACAGGCAAGUGCAUGCUGUGAUAGUAAGUUCAUAACUGGUAUGCUGUAUAUUAUAUUCAAUCAGGUUAUGAACCGCUGGAGUCUGUUUAACUCAACGUUAGAUGUGUAUUGUCCACAUGUUUAGUCCAAUCAUACUCUUAUCAUACCAUCUUGUUUGAACAUUAAGCAUGUAUUAAUGAGUAUUUCAUUGGAUUUACGACUCCAUUGUCCGUCAAAAACUUGACAACUACGCUCUGUACAUACACUUGUCUAAUUCUACCAAGACCCCCUUCCUACCCACAUACUCACACUAAUGUUCCUUCUUGGUUAAUUGCUUCAUUCAGUAUAUCAAUCAUAGGCACAACUAUCUGGCUUAUUUUGAAAUUACAUCAAGCAGAAUUUUAUUUUGCAAUAUUUAAUUUUUUUCUCUACCACAUCACUAGGUGUAGGUAGUGUCUUUAAUUUUCCAGGAGUGUUUGUAUAGAAAGACCAGUUUUUGGGACCAAUUUUCAGUUACGUAUGUAAUUAUUAAUUUUUUUGUAUUUUAAGUGAAUCUACUUUUGAAGUCGAGAUUUAAAAUGUUUAUUAAAUUGUGGUUGUUUUUUUAAUAUUUUUAAGUUCAGUUUAGAUUUUAAAUUUUUGUGAUGUGAAGAUAAGAUAACAUCACUGAAAGGCUGUUUUUAUCACAUGAGUGUAUGUAACAUUUGGAUUUUGUAAUAGGUAGAGAGCAGUGUCUAGCAUAGUUUUUUUGUAAUGGUUCGGUAAUAAUGAUCGAGCAUUGUAACAUGUACGACUAGGGAGUAACAUAUAUCUCAUACUUCCAUUAAGAUUGUUAUGUGGUUUUGAAGCUUUUGAUUGUGUAGUUUCAUAUCACACAAAUUAUGUUUUACGUAAAUUGUAAUUAAUUUGAUUGAUACACUUUAACCCACAUUCCAUAAAUUUACAGAUGAAAUUCACUGUUAUGAUUUUAAACCUUAAUUACAAGAAUCAUCCUAUUUGCCAAAGUGUACAUCGUAUUAUUGAUUAUAUACUGUGGUAUUGAAUAAGAUUUCUGUAAUCUACGAAUAAUUAAUUAGAAUUACUAUACAAAUUUUCUUAGGACUAUUUUUGUUUCGAUCAAAAAUGCUGUUACUUUAUUCAGUAUUGCUUCAUAGAUUAUUGUUAGAAUAUUUUCAACAGCUUCUUUCUACUUUAUAAUUUGUUAACUUGGAAUAAGUCUUAGAAUUCUCUUCAAGAUUGUGCUUUACUAAUACUUUCAACUUCAGUCUUUUACUUCUAAAGUAUGACACAAUUUGUAGACACUUUUUAUCAUAUUUUAAUUUUAAUUUCUGAAAAAUUAGACACUUUUUAAUUUUAGGGUUUUUUUAAUUGUUAACGUACAUUUUUAGUAACUUAGGAAUCAUAAUUUUUAUAGGAAAUGAAUGAUUCUUGUCUGAUUAAUGUUGAAAAUGAAAGAAUAUUAUGUACCGUAAGUUAACUUUUAGUAAACAACUAAGGAGUUUUAAGAAAUACUUUGUUUCCAUUAUUCUUACUUGUACAUAUUGUGAUUUUGUGUUCUAUGCUGUGUUCAUCUUCUCCAAAAAUUAGAACUAAGGUGUAUGUCAGGUCAUAACCAGACAUCUGGCAUUGUACAGUAUUGUGUCUAGUGGCCUUGAACAAAGAUCAGGUAGAUUACCAAGAGUUGAUGUCAGUGAAUCUUACAAUAGGAUGAGUUUGCAUCUUCUUCAUAGUUAAAUGUAAUAUAGUUUACACAGGCCUAAAUCCUUCCGUAUUCUUUAUUUACUAUUAGAUAAAAUUAACAUGUGAGCCUAUACAAGAUAAUAUUGUGUUAAUUUCCUAUAUGCUGAUUUGAUACCAAACAUGUUGGGAGAAGUAAAACCUUUUAUUGGUACUUUGAUCUGAUAGAGUAUUCUGUGGUUAAUAUAUUAAUUUAAUAUCAGUACUUAAAUUCAUGCAAAUAAAAAUUUCAGUAUGUUGUGUAAGAUUUUAUUAUAAUUAAAUAUAUUUAGUCAAAUUUUAAACU
This is a messenger RNA of Homalodisca vitripennis (glassy-winged sharpshooter), 5480 nucleotides long. RefSeq names its product leucine-rich repeat and calponin homology domain-containing protein (gene Lrch). The coding region runs from base 382 to 2391 and encodes 669 amino acids. NCBI's taxonomy places the organism in Eukaryota, Metazoa, Arthropoda, Insecta, Hemiptera, Cicadellidae. Gene Ontology annotation, molecular function: protein binding. The record is from RefSeq and is a predicted model, not a curated record. The transcript is spliced from 13 exons.